Guyanagaster necrorhizus is the source of this 930-nucleotide messenger RNA. RefSeq lists its product as uncharacterized. The record is from RefSeq and is a predicted model, not a curated record. The transcript is spliced from 13 exons. NCBI's taxonomy places the organism in Eukaryota, Fungi, Basidiomycota, Agaricomycetes, Agaricales, Physalacriaceae. The coding region runs from base 1 to 930 and encodes 309 amino acids.
AUGGGUAUGUCUGAGCUGGAAUGGCACUGUCAAAAAUACGUCCGUUUUCCAGAUUUCAGCCUUCAUGUGCGAAUCGACAAUGCAUGCACCAAGGUUCACCUGAAAGAGGUCCGAGAUAUUGACUUUCCCGUACACAAAAGUGUUGAUCUGCUCCUUAUCCAAAAUUACAGGGGGGAGAAAGAGCUGGGACGAAUGUACUUCCUGCCGACAUGGGCUAUGAAUACAAACUUAUCGGAUUUCUGCGUUGCUUCGAGAUACCAUGUCCACCGCCAACUGGCAGAGUUUGUGAUAGGACCGAAUCCGACCUCAACCUGUCAUCUCGCCAUUCAAAAGCUGGUUUCUCUUGCGUACCCUGAUACCAUCGCCCAUCAAUCCCUGAUGAUCUCACCUCACGGAGACGCCAUACCGCCGGAUCCCAAGAGACGCCUCAACUCGAAAUCGUACACGCACAGCUGGAUAUACCACCAUUGCUUCUUGAGUGCCAGCAAUGACCCAGAAACCAUAGCGCAGACGGAAUUCACCCAAGUGUGGCGUACGGUUGGAGAGAUGCACUUUCAUGAGAAACAUAGACCUGGACCGACGUCCAAUGUAAAUCCAGCUGUUGUCAAUGAUGGCUGCCUGGUUGGGUCCGACAACAACUACACGAGGUCGUCUGAUGGCUUAGUGAAGCACACUAUCGACACGCGUAAUAUUCAGGCGCCGCAGAUGGCUAUCGAUUGGUACGAGGAGUUCGCAUGGAGACGUACGCACUGUAUCGAACAUGUUGUAGAAUGGCAUAUAUCAACAGCCGAGAAGGCACUGCGUGUUGCUGUAUCCCAGGAAGUUCGGACUGAGUCAUUCCCGUUUUCGGCGGCUCCAAGCUCCCUCCAAGCGAGACUCGAAUUGAGUACUGGAGAUCCUAAAGUUGACGUUGGUGUCCGACGCGUAUAG